AAAGACUAUCUCUGAUUCUGCUGCAUCAAUUUGAAUCCUUUUUUUAAAAAUUGUCCAUUGUGAGUCCGACGGUGUUAUAGGGGUUUGGGAGUUCUCUUUUAACCCCUCAGAAUCAUCUUGUGACCCGUUGCCAGGUUGAGAACCACAGGUCUAACUAAAUCUGACUCUGACUGCACCCAUUAUGGUACCCCGGUGGACUUGGUUCCCCUGGGCACGCUGCCAGGACAGUGAAUCCCCUGGUCCGGACCAGGAGAGGGAGAAACGCUGGGCUGAAAUGUUUGAUCAGCUGGACCUCAACAAAGAUGGACGCAUUGAUAUCCUUGAACUGCGGACAGGGCUGGCAGGCCGAGGGCUUUCCAGAGGCUCCCUGGAGAGGAUGGUGAAGGCUGGGGACACCAACCAGGAUGGAGUGCUGGACUUUGAAGAGUUCACGCAGUACCUUCGCACCCAUGAAAAACAGCUCAAAAUCGUGUUUAGUAGCCUGGACAGAAACAAUGACGGUCAGAUAGAUGCAGCGGAGAUCCAGCACUCUCUACACACCAUCGGUGUGGACAUCAGCCUCAAGGAUGCCACCAGGAUUUUGCAAAGAAUGGACAAAGACGGUACCAUGACCAUUGACUGGAAUGAGUGGCGAGACUACUUCUUGUUUAACCCUCUCACUAACAUGGAGGACGUGGCACGCUACUGGAAGCGUUCAAUGAUGUUGGAUAUGGGAGAGCAGCUGACAGUCCCAGAUGAAUUUUCUGAAGAGGAGAAGAAGUCUGGCUAUGUGUGGCGGCAGCUGAUGGCUGGAGCCAUGGCUGGAUCUGUAUCUCGGACUGGGACUGCCCCCUUAGACCGUCUCAAAGUCUUCCGACAGGUUCAUGGUUCCACUGAUUUUAAAGGUAAUGUGCUGAGCAGUUUUCAGUAUAUGGUGAAAGAAGGAGGACUGCAGUCGUUGUGGAGGGGCAAUGGAAUCAAUGUUCUUAAAAUUGCCCCAGAAACGGCUAUCAAGUUCACAGCUUAUGAACAGAUCAAGAAUGUGAUGCGUGGCAGUAAUGAAAGAAGAAAUCUGAGGGUUCAUGAGAGGUUUGUUGCCGGAUCUUUGGCUGGAGCUACAGCUCAGACAGCCAUCUACCCAAUGGAGGUGCUGAAGACCCGUCUCACACUAAGAAAAACAGGCCAGUACUCAGGAAUAGCAGACUGUGCCAAACAGAUUCUACAGAGAGAAGGUGUCACAGCCUUCUACAAGGGCUAUGCACCCAACAUGCUGAGUAUUGUCCCUUAUGCCGGCAUCGACCUGGCUGUCUACGAGACUCUGAAGUUUGCCUGGCUGAACAGGAACAGAGGUUUAGCUGACCCAGGGAUCAUGGUGCUGGUCGGCUGCGGUGCUGUUUCCAGCACCUGUGGACAGCUGGCAAGUUACCCGCUGGCACUGAUCCGCACCCGAAUGCAGGCAGAAGCUUCAGUGAAGGGAGCCCCCAAACCCUCCAUGUUGGCUUUGCUUCACAACAUCGUGACCCAGGAGGGCGUGGCUGGACUUUAUCGAGGAAUUUCCCCCAACCUGCUAAAAGUCGUCCCUGCUGUCAGCGUGUCCUAUGUCGUCUACGAAUACACAAGGAUAAUCCUGGGAGUGGACAUAGAGGGUAGGAGGGGUGGGAAAGGGAAGGGUUAGAAAAAGGUUAGAUGGUUUGGGGUGGCUUUCUACUACAAGCACGUACAGAUCUGUUGACAAUGCAUGAGGAAAUGGGCCUUGACUGUGGAUGAAUACAUGUUCCUGUGAUCACAAGUCUUGAGUUUACAGGAUGAGCAUGAUAGGAUGGAAAAUAAGCAAUGGAAGGAAAAGAGAAUACAACAAAUCAUCGCUAUAUAUAAUCUGUUGUGAAAGGGUCACAUUUGGAGGAUCUCACCUGAACUGGCAGCUGCUGUGAUGUGUUUCAAGCGUGAUAUUGCAAAUGCAUGCCAGCAGUUGUGUGAAAGCUAAUCAAAUAGCCUCCUGCUACUGCAUUGACUUAGACAGAUGAAGACAUGCAUGAACUUGCCUGAGAACGAACAGGUAAAAGGUGUAACCAAACUUGGAAGCCAUGUUACAUUCCUACAGCAUUAUUUUUUCUCCUAGGUGGUAUAUAGAGAAGAUAAAGGAUUGAUAGGAGGACUGAUCCAAUUUCCUGUUCUGUAAGUGCGGGGAACCUGAAGUCGGUGCUCACCAGUGGAGUUACAGAGUGAGGACUUUGAUUGACAUGUCUUUACAAACACUAAAGUACAGAAAUAAUUACAAAACAACAACAGAAAAAUACUGAAUUUAACUCUUGAAUGACGACUGAAACGACAGAUGGUGAAAAAAGGAAGAGACACUGUGAAUCUUUUCUUUCCUGGAAGGAUUACUACUGAGUAAAGCACACCAAAGGACUUUAUAUUUUACAGGAGUGAAACUGCCAAAGCCAUAUCAAGUGGCAUAGAGGAUUCAUGAUAACCUCUCAUGCGAAAGUGUUCCUAUGCAGAAAGGUGUGUGUCUGUUUUCUUAUGUUUGAAGCACACUACAGGGUCCAGAGCCACACAGUAUUUUCAUAAACUGUAUGUGCACCAUGUGCAGGUUUAACACUAUGGUAAAGAGUACUACUCCUGUCAGUAUUUAUUAAGGAAUGUGCAAAUAAAAGCAUGCAUGGUGCUGCUUUUGUUAAAUAAA
Molecule: messenger RNA, 2665 nt
Organism: Siniperca chuatsi (mandarin fish)
Lineage: Eukaryota; Metazoa; Chordata; Actinopteri; Centrarchiformes; Sinipercidae
Product: calcium-binding mitochondrial carrier protein SCaMC-1-like
Exons: 11
Coding region: 182-1654 (490 amino acids)
Biological process (GO): transmembrane transport
Molecular function (GO): ATP transmembrane transporter activity; calcium ion binding
Source: RefSeq, a predicted model, not a curated record